This is a messenger RNA of Molossus molossus (Pallas's mastiff bat), 5100 nucleotides long. RefSeq names its product endothelial PAS domain protein 1 (gene EPAS1). Gene Ontology annotation, biological process: regulation of transcription by RNA polymerase II; cellular response to hypoxia. Bases 527 to 3136 code for a protein of 869 amino acids. Gene Ontology annotation, molecular function: DNA-binding transcription factor activity, RNA polymerase II-specific; RNA polymerase II transcription regulatory region sequence-specific DNA binding; protein dimerization activity. Gene Ontology annotation, cellular component: transcription regulator complex; cytoplasm; nucleus. Lineage: Eukaryota; Metazoa; Chordata; Mammalia; Chiroptera; Molossidae. The transcript has 16 exons. The record is from RefSeq and is a predicted model, not a curated record.
GGAAUCAGACGUUCGGGAGUGGCCUGGCGCACUGCUCCAGCGUCCGCUGCGCUACCGCCAGCUCUCCUGAGCGGGCCGUACAAUCCUCGGCAGUGUCCUGAGACUGUAUGGUCAUCUCAGCCGCCGCGGCCGCCCGCCCCGGAUUCUACUAACUGUGGUCGUCGGAGCCACUUUUUCUUUCUUUCAUUUUUUCAACACCCAGGAAUUCGAGGAAAGAAGGAAUUUGGUCCUCUUCUCGCUGCCCUCUUUCUGGCAUUUGACAGCCUCCUCCCACUCCUUUCCUUGACCCCGCCUCCCGGUGCAGGUUCCUCCCUGUCACCUUUCUCCACCCCCUUUCCCCGCACCUAACCAGCCGCCCGCAAACUUCCACCUGACUUGUGUGCGGCUCCUGGCCUGCGAGCACUUAGGACUUUUAACACUGGACGGAACCUCAGAGAGGGAGGAAGGGCCACAGCAACGGCAGCGGCUGCAGCCCCCACAGGCUGGGAAGCCCAAGUGCUCGGCGUCUCAAAGGACCGCGGCAACAAUGACAGCUGACAAGGAGAAGAAAAGGAGUAGCUCGGAGAGGAGGAAGGAGAAGUCCAGGGAUGCAGCGAGGUGCCGGAGAAGCAAGGAGACGGAGGUCUUCUAUGAGCUGGCCCACGAGCUGCCGCUGCCCCACAGCGUGAGCUCCCACCUGGACAAGGCCUCCAUCAUGCGCCUGGCUAUCAGCUUCCUGCGAACACACAGGCUCCUGUCCUCAGUUUGCUCUGAAAAUGAGUCUGAAGCUGAGGCUGACCAGCAGAUGGACAACCUGUACCUGAAGGCCUUGGAGGGUUUCAUUGCCGUGGUGACCCAAGACGGUGACAUGAUCUUUCUGUCGGAGAACAUCAGCAAGUUCAUGGGACUCACACAGGUGGAGCUAACAGGACACAGUAUCUUUGACUUUACUCAUCCCUGUGACCAUGAUGAGAUCCGUGAGAACCUGAGUUUCAAAGAUGGCUCUGGAUAUGGGAAGAAAAGCAAAGACAUGUCCACGGACCGGGACUUCUUCAUGAGGAUGAAGUGCACUGUCACCAACAGAGGCCGCACCGUCAACCUCAAGUCAGCCACCUGGAAGGUCUUGCACUGCACCGGCCAGGUGAAGGUCUACAACAACUGCCCCCCUCACGGUGCUCUCUGCGGCUACAAGGAGCCCCUGCUGUCCUGCCUCAUCAUCAUGUGUGAGCCCAUCCAGCACCCGUCCCACAUGGAAAUCCCCCUGGACAGCAAGACCUUCCUGAGCCGCCACAGCAUGGACAUGAAGUUCACCUACUGCGAUGACAAAAUCAAAGAUCUGAUUGGUUACCACCCAGAGGAGCUGCUGGGCCGUUCAGCCUAUGAGUUCUACCAUGCACUGGACUCCGAGAACAUGACCAAAAGUCACCAGAACUUGUGCACCAAGGGUCAGGUGGUGAGUGGCCAGUACCGGAUGCUGGCAAAGCAUGGCGGCUACGUGUGGCUGGAGACGCAGGGGACGGUCAUCUACAACCCUCGCAAUCUGCAGCCCCAGUGCAUCAUGUGUGUGAACUAUGUCCUGAGUGAGAUUGAGAAGAAUGAUGUGGUCUUCUCCAUGGACCAGACAGAAUCCCUGUUCAAGCCACACCUGGUGGCCAUGAAGGGCAUCUUUGACAACAGUGGCGAGGUGGCUGUGUCUGAGAAGAGCCAGUUCCUGUUCACCAAGCUGAAGGAGGAGCCGGAGGAGCUGGCCCAGCUGGCCCCCACUGCGGGAGACGUCAUCAUCUCCCUGGAUUUCGAGAACCAGAACUUUGAGGAGUCAUCAGCCUAUGGCAAAACCAUCCUGGCCCCCAACCAGCCGUGGGCUGAGGAUUUGCGGGGCCACAUUGCCCAGAGCGAGGCCGGGAGCCUGCCCGCCUUCACCAUGCCACAGGCGGCCACCCCGGGGAACACCAGCCCCAGUGCCACCAGCAGCAGCUGCUGCUCCACGCCCAGAAGCCCUGAAGACUACUACACGGCUCUGAGUGAUGAUCUGAAGAUGGAGGUGAUUGAGAAGCUCUUUGCCAUGGAUACAGAGGCGAAGGACCAGUGCAGCACCCAGCUGGACUUCAACGAGCUGGACUUGGAGACCCUGGCGCCCUACAUCCCCAUGGAUGGGGAGGACUUCCAGCUGAGUCCCAUCUGCCCCGAGGAGAAGCUCCUGCCCGAGAGCCCUCAGUUCAUCCCUCAGCACUGCUUCAGUACCAUGUCGAACAUCUUCCAGCCUCUGGCCCCUGGGGCUUCCCACGGCCCCUUCUUCCCGGACAAGUAUCAGCAGCAGCUGGAAAGCAGGACCAUAGAGCCCGAGCACCAGCCCAUGUCCUCCAUCUUUUUCGACGGUGGAAGCAAAGUGUCCCUGCCAUCGUGCUGUGGCCAGGCCAGCAUCCCUCUCUCUUCUUUGGGGGGAAGAUUCAACACACAGUGGCCCCCUGAUCCACCAUUGCAUUUGAGGCCCAUGAAGUGGUCUGUUCGCGAUCAGCAUGCUGGGGCCUUGGGGGCAUCACCAUUGGGGCCCCCCGUCACUUCGCCCCAUCUCUCCAUGUUCAAGAGGUCUGCCGACGGCUUCAGGCCUCAGGGCCCAGACAGGAUGAGCCGGGCCAUGGUAGCCCUGUCCAACAAGCUGAAGCUGAAGCGACAGCUGGAGCACGACGAGCAAGCCUUCCCAGACAUGAGUGGGGGGGACCCUCCAGGAAGCGGCCCUUCGCAUCUGAUGUGGAAAAGGAUGAAGAGUCUCAGGGGCUGCGGGAACUGCCCUCCGAUGCCCGACAAGCAGCCGAGUGCGAACGUCCCCAGUGGUGAGUUCACCCAAAAUCCCAUGAGCGGCCAGAGUCAGCCUCUGAGACACCUGCCGCCACCGGAGCCGCCAUCGGCCAUGAGCCCGGAGGAGAACGCGGAGGGCGGCUUCCCCGCGCAGUGCUGCGCUUUUCCGUACCAGGACUACGGCCUGCCCGCGGCUCCCAAGGCGGAAGAUAUGGCGAGCCAGCUGCUCGGGCCGUCGUUUGAGCCCUACCUGCUGCCCGAAUUGACCAGAUAUGACUGUGAGGUGAACGUUCCUGUGCCAGGAAGCUCCACGCUCCUGCAAGGAGGGGACCUUCUCCGAGCCCUGGACCAGGCCACCUGAGCUGGAGCCUCCGCCAGGGCAGGCACCCCGCCGCGCCAUCCUGCCGGCUUCACUCUCUACAUCUAUUUUGGCAACUAGGUAUUUCUAACACCAACACACUUUUUACAAGAUGUACUUACCUGGCAAACUUGCCCAGGUUACCAAGUAAUGGCCUUUUUCUGAAGAUGCUCACUUUAUGAUCCAUAGUUUUCAAAUACACACUUGUUUCACCUGCUGUGUUUUACUCUGUCAAUGAAAAUGUUCUUAAAUUUUGUAAGAUUUUUCCCCCCACUUCAAUUACUUCUAAUUUAUAUUAUUCCUAGGCCUCUCUUUCAUGCACACUCGGUAGUCCUACUAACAAGUUUGGUGUCUGAUUUCUACUGUAAGGGACGCUUUGGCUUCGCUGAACUCAAAUGAUGUUGUUGUUGCCAAAGAGAAACAAAAUAAUUUUGCUUUCCAAGCUUGCUCUGUGGCUCGCCUCCCACAGCCCUUUUCCUUUCUUUUUUAAAACGAAUCAGCAUAUUGUAAAUUUCAGCCUUUUUUUAAAGCCAGAUCUUUGCUCUCAUUUUGAUGACUUUUGGGGAAAUAAAGGAAAUGUGAAGGGUGAACUCCAGUGUAUGCGCUUGUCUGUGACGGCUGCAGUGGCUUUUCCUAGACUGUUCGGUGUUCCCCACAUUCGUGGAUUGUUUUUUAAUUCUUCUUCUUCAAAACCACAAGUUUUCUUUUCUUAGAUUUCUAUCUGGGCUAAGAGUUUAUCAUAUAUAUGGGUACUUUGUAAUAUCUGAAAACUCAGAAACGGAAUGGAAGCCUCACAAAAUCACUUUAGGAUCUUUCUGGAGCUGCCCCUCCUGACCCGCGGACACGCGGAGGGCGGCGCUCCCACGGCCGCCGGACACCGCUCCAGGUUCCGCCCGCUGGCCUCUGCGGGGGCGCCGCGGCGGGCCCAGCACCCACGGAGCGCGCCGUGGCGAGGGAGCACUGCGCGCUGCCUUUUCCUCGUGCUCCGCGUGUAUCGUGUAUGUAUGUAUAUAUUAUUGUUGCUGCCAAGAGGGUCUGACGGCGCAUCUGAGGCAAGGACGUGCUUUCACUGUCCCUGGUCUUACUGCUGGCCUGCAGGUGCACUGAGCUGUGUGGCUCUGACGGGCUGUCUCGUGGCACAUGUGGAUGUUUCCGGAACCACUGUGCGAUGGUUUAGGCAGGAAUCCAGGAAAGAAAGGAAGGAUUCAGAAAGGUGGGAGUGACCCAGUCCCUGUCUUCCCAGCUUACCACCUGGAGCAGGACUGAGAGAGGAUGCAGAAAGGGGGGCAGCUGGUCCUGACCAGCCCCAGCCCGGUGCCCCCGCUGGCAAGCAGCAGGCAGACCUGGGGGCAGCCCCCGCCUCAGGCCCUCCCCCAGGUCUGUGUGUCACUUGAAGUGACUUGUAUAGGUAGGAAGCACUGGAAAUAGAGAGGUCUCAGAGCACUUUAACUCACUGGGUAAGAGGGAUGAUACCUUCAGUUUUUAAAUACCAAUCACAUAGAACCUAUCUGUCAUGGGUACAAUGAAGAAGUUGCUAGAAACACACACCUUAAGCACAACAGGCCAAGAAUUAGGUAAGCUUGGAUGGACUCACUGCCAAAAACAAAAUUUAGAUCAUUUCUCUCACAUAACCUAGAUUCCUUUUGAAAUUUGUUCAGUGUGUUUGCCCAAAUCAUACCUAAGCACCCCAGCUUCGUUCCCCACACGGCGACCGAGCCCGCAGGGCCACGGCCACGCCGCUGGGGUCAAGUCCUGCGUGUGUGUCUCGGCAUCGAGGGUGUUCCAACCUUACAGUUUUACUAAAACACUCUGAAAAGUAUUCCGAGCUUCACUAUUAACUUCACCUAUCGAUGUAAUGAUUUCCUGUACAUUAUUAUUUUGUUGAAUUCCUACUGACAACAUUAUUACUGUAUGGGAGCUUAACUUUAUAAGGAAAUGUAUUUUGACACUGAUAUCUUAUUAAAGUA